AAUAUUUGUCUUCACUUCCGGAAGAUACAACAACAACAACUACAAAACGUUUUGUAAACAUUUUGGUUAAAACUUUAUUGGCACACACUUCAGAUUGCUUCGAAAUCAAAGAAUUGUCAUGAAAUAGAAAGUCUUUAGACGACAACUAUCAAGUUCCGCCAAAAGACGGAAAUCUGAACAGAUCAUUUACGCAAUAAUCAUGGCUACAGCAGGUGCCAGUAUUUGCACAGACUCUAGUGAUGCUAUUGAACUGUAUCAAACAUUUGGCCUAUACCUGAAACCUAUAGCGCGUGUAAAUGUUUGCGUACAGCUUCCGCCGUUGAAAGAAGCUGGGAAAUCUAUUUCAAACUGGGAAGUGAUGGAGCGAAUCAAAGCCAUGAUUAAACCACAUUCAUUCACAUCUUUGAAAAUAAUCAAAAGCACAAUGGAGUUUAUAAGAUUCGAAGGUGAGGCGGAGAAUAAGGAUCUAGUCACAACUAUUAUGCAGAGAUUGGAAGGCAAGUCGAUUAAACUAAGUGGGUUUCAUGAACAAUUAAAAGUAAAAGCAGGCGAGGCUAAAAUUCAGUUUCCAAGUCGACAUGAUUGGGAUUCAUAUUUCAGAGACGCGAAAAAUAUGAAUGAAAUGAGACCCGGUGAAAGACCAGAUACUUUGUAUAUAAGAGACACGCCAACACGAUGGUUUGCAUCGAGACAUUGUAAAGAGAAAGACAAACCGAGUGAAGAGGUGUUAAAACGAGUGUUUUGUCAAUUUGGUGAAAUACGUUGUGUUGAUAUUCCAAUGUUAGAUCCAUAUCGUAAAGAAAUGUCUGGACUUGUUAAAUCCGGCUCGAUUCAAACAUUUACAUUUGGUCAAGAUCUAGUGUUUGAUUGUUAUGUACAGUUUAAAGAAUAUAUUGGUUUUGUAAAAGCAAUGGACAGGUUUAGAGGGAUGAAACUAUUAUACAUGGAUGAAGAUGACAAAUGUGCUGUAGCUAAUAUAAAGGUAGAUUUUGAUAAGACCAAACACCUGUCAGACAAAGCUAUCAGGAAGCGACGGUUAGAGAGGGAAAGACUGGAGCAACUAGAGAAGGAAAGAGAAGAAAGAGUGAGGAGAGAAAGGGAAGAACAAGAUAGAAAAGUGGCAGAAGAAAAACGUUUAAAAGAUGAGGAGGAAAUGGAACGAGACAGGAAAAGGCAGGAAAAGUUACAAAGACGCGAGGACCGAAGGAAAGAAAGAGAAGACAAAAGAAAGCAGAAAUAUCUCGAACAAAAGAGGUUUGAGGAGGAGAAAAAGAUGCAGCUAAAAAUAGCGCUGGAAGAGCGAAAAUUCAUGCUGAAUCAGCGGAAAUUGGAAUCAUUAAGAUUGCUAACGGAACUGUUUGAGCGUGUUAAGGUGAUAAAGGUCAAAGAAGAUUUAGAGAAGAAGGAAAUAGAGCUAGAAGAAGAGAGAAAGCGCCAGGUUGAUCUUGAAAAACAGAGAAAAGAUGAAGAGAUGAGGAAGAAAAAAGAAGCAAUAAAAAAGAAAAAAGAACAAUUGAAAAGACAAGAACAAGAGCUCAGGGAAAAAAUAUUAAAGAACUGGAAACAUAACGAGGAACAUAAACAGGAGCAAAUGAGAGAAGAGUUACGUAAAAAGUUAUCAGGGAAGACGAAAUUGAAAUCUGCAGUUGUGAUGCGGAGAUGACUAGACGAUGUGCUAGCUGAACGAGAAGAUGAAAGCAGUACCAGUAGUAUGAUUGAUAAACUGCCAUAUAUAAUAGACACAAAAAUGGUGCAGCAGAGGACUUAUGACUCUGAUUACAGUGACGAUUAAAGCCAUAAAUCUUAUUUAUUGUAAGAGGGUAACAAUUUUUUUUUUCACUCUUUACGGGAAUUCUUUAUUCCUUUAGAUGAAAAAAAAGACAAUUUCUGAGAAUGCUUCACAUGUCUCAGGGACAGCAGAAAGGAAAAAAGAUCUAGCCCUUUUUUGUUGACAUUUCAAAUGUUAAGUUAUGGAAGGGAGAAAACGAAUGGAAAAUGACCUGAUCUGAUUCUAUGAAAUGCAGAGAGCAAUUGAUAUAAAGACAUAAACUUGGUGUUUUUGUUUCACAUGUAAGGGAAGGCAGAAGAAAAAAACACAGGUUUGUUGACUCAAACUUGUAACUGUUAACAGCAUUACAAAUUUAUGUACGGAAGCAGAUAUAGCCUCAUAUAGGUAAUGGUGAGGUUCAUAUAUCGUCACCUCAGUGCAAUAACAGGUUAACUCCUAUUAAAUUUAGAAGGACUUAACCCGUUACUGCAGUAAGUUGACAAUAUGACAAGAUGUUCUUGUUGUUAUUUCCAGUCCACUUACUACUUCAGUAAUGAUCUCAGUGAAAUUGUUCAUCAUUUUUUGUGUGUGUUAGAAUAGGAUGAUUGUUGUUUCAAUACUGCCAUAUUAAGCAGCAUGCCUCCAAAUUCAGAUAAUUUCUUUUUAACAUUAUACACACAUGUAUAUAGUGUCUUAAAUAGUAAUUAUAUUGUGAAGUGAACAAAGAUUGCAAUUUAAAGUAACAUCUAAUGUACAUGUUUUUGUAAUCCAUAAUUUUAAAGUACCUCAAAUUUUUCAGAACACAUGUAUCAACAAAUAGGCAUAGUCAAUGAGAAAGAAAAUGUUGAGUGGCAUGAAAAACAUUAUUUUAACUAUAAAUAUUUAUACAUUUUUGAAAAUUAUGAUAUAUUUUUUUAGGAGCUUCUUUCGAUUAUCUGAAUGUAUGUAACUUUAAACUUGUGUGUUUGCAUUUGUUAAAUAGGUAUUAUUGUGAAAAUGCCAAACUAUCAAAUAUUUGUUUAGAUAUGUGCAAUGGUAGCAAAGAAUGGGGUAGGUUGAAAAUAGGCCAAGCAGUGCUUUGUAAAAAGGAUAGAAAUCACUUACCAGAUUUAAGUUUAGUUUUUAAAACAUUUAUUUAGAUGACAAAGGAUGAAAAGUCAAAACAAUAUUUAUUUGAUAUUCUAUGUUACAUUAGUUUCCAGACAGGAACCGUUUGUCUUUGUUAAUCUUAAUGACCAGUAUUAUUGCUUCAAAAGCACAAUGUUCUGUUAGACUUGUUGACUUUGUUGGAAUUGUUGUGCCCCCAUUUUAGGGGGGCAUUUAGAUUAACCCUUGUUUGUCUGUCUGUCCGUCUGUGCUACUGAAUCCCUAUUCAGAUAGGGGGCCAUCUAACUGUAAACAGAACAAAAGAGAUCAAUAGAGUUCAUUCCAUAGCAAUGGAGUAAGGGGCCAUUGGCCCUCUAUCAAACAAAGGAAAAUAGCAAAAGAUUCCUCUUAUAUCAUUUCAGCUGGAUGUCCAUUCGUAUGUCUGUCUCUCCAUCUGUCUGUUUUUAUUUUUGUGUCGCACGUAGCUCAAGAAGUAUUUCAAGAGUUAUUGCCCUUGACUUAGUAAAAUUUUCAAUUUUCAACUUGUGUCGCUCAUAGCUCAAAAAGUAUCUUACCUAGGGUCAUGAAACUUUACAGGAAUGUUGAUCAGCAUGUGUUGUUGUUAAGGGUGUAACGGUUUACCGGUAUACCGAUAUAUUGCAAUAUGAAAAAAUAAAUUUCGAACCGCGGUACGAUUUUUGGAAAACCGGUAUUUUAUAAAAAUCAUCAUUUUCAAUUAAUUGCCUUCUAAUUUUGUACAAAUUUCACAUAAAAUCUUUAAUUGGCAAAGUUUGUUGGCGCCAACGUAAGAUAA
Ruditapes philippinarum (Manila clam) is the source of this 3668-nucleotide messenger RNA. Its product is annotated as A-kinase anchor protein 17A-like. Lineage: Eukaryota; Metazoa; Mollusca; Bivalvia; Venerida; Veneridae. The transcript has 5 exons. The coding region runs from base 200 to 1663 and encodes 487 amino acids. The record is from RefSeq and is a predicted model, not a curated record.